Messenger RNA from Aspergillus uvarum CBS 121591, 1773 nucleotides. It is a transcript of the gene rad7, whose product is annotated as DNA repair protein Rad7, protein. Gene Ontology annotation, biological process: SCF-dependent proteasomal ubiquitin-dependent protein catabolic process. Lineage: Eukaryota; Fungi; Ascomycota; Eurotiomycetes; Eurotiales; Aspergillaceae. The transcript has 4 exons. The coding region runs from base 1 to 1773 and encodes 590 amino acids. The record is from RefSeq and is a predicted model, not a curated record. Gene Ontology annotation, cellular component: SCF ubiquitin ligase complex.
AUGAUACAUCACAGGCAUUCGGCACUUACUGAUUUUCUCGCUUCCAACAACAUCUCCGCGGCUCAAAUUCACCAAGACUACCAAAGACGUUUGAGAGAUGAAGAACGCCAGGUUGAUGAGGCUCAGGAAAACCAUGAUGAGAACUCUCCACAUGAGGGCACUAGUGAGUCGCCAGAGCAGCAGAAGAAGCGAAAGCGUCAAGAGACUGUUGCUCUGGCCAAAAUCAAGCAGAGUAAAGAGUUCGCCCGACGCAAGGCGCGACGAACUGGCGAGCCAGAUGAUGAUGAUGAUUUCAUCGCUCGUGAGAUGAUGCACGAACGAUCGCGUCCGAUGCCGGGCCAGCUUGACAAUUGCGAGCUAUGCGGUAAACGCUUCACAGUUACUCCAUACAGCAAGACAGGACCAAACCACGGUCUUCUUUGUGCUAAAUGCUCAAAGGCACAAACAGACAAUGAGAGGAAAGCAAAAGCAAAGAAGCGCGGACCGAGAACUAGUCGUCGUCAAAAUCAGAGCGAUCUUCUCGACGGCCUCGCGCAACAAGGUGCCCUGAGCUUGGCCGAGAUGUGCACGAAGAAAGUUGCAGAUAACAUCAACGAUAUUGAAGAGUUUGGUGACUUGCCACCGCAACUAUUACAUCGUCUGAGUCAGAUACUUUCCAAAAGGCGGGUCAUGACACCUCGGACUCUCAAUCUUUUCCUUCGCCCAGACCUUGACUCUAUCGAUAUUUACGAUGCCGCUAGGCUUGAAACACAGGAUUUUGAGAAGAUUUUUGCAUUCAUGCCUUCUGUGACUCAUGUCAACCUUCGCUUUGCAGGUCAAAUGAAAGAUGAGGUGGUGGGCUACAUGUUGAGCCGUGACCUCCAUAUAAAGAGUUUACAGCUAGAUGCUACCAACUUGGUGUCAGAUUCCUCAUGGCGGCAGCUAUUCCAAAGGCUAGGAUCACAGCUAGAGAGUCUCAAACUGUCCAACCUUGAUUGCUCAUUGGACAACGAGACCGUGGAGGCGCUGACCAGCUGCUGUACCGCACUUCGGUGUUUGAAAUUGAAACACUGCUGGAAGCUUGGGGAUCGCUCACUUGAAGCCAUUUCUAACCUGACAAGUUUGGUGCAUUUGUCUUUACACUUCUAUCAGGAUGUGGAGAACGACACUCUUCUCCAGACCAUAAAUCAGGUGGGGCCAAGCUUGCAGACAUUGUCAUUGGAAAGCUUCACUACUGCCGAUGAUCAUCUACUUGACAUGAUACACGCCAAGUGCAGGACAUUGACCAAAUUACGCUUCUCGGAUAACGUCACCUGCACUGACAAGGGAUUUGUGCGUCUUUUCGCAGACUGGCCAAAUCCUCCUCUAGAAAUAGUGGAUCUUUCAUCAACGCGUGAUAUCGAUAAUGCUAGCCCAGACGAUCCGGCAGAAGCCACAGGCCUUGCAUCUCAUGGGUUCAUUGCACUCAUGAACCAUUCAGGCUCUAUGAUUCGCAAGUUGAAUAUCUCGUCCUGUCGUCACAUAUCACAUGCUGCCUUUACUGAGGUUUUUUCGGAUGGCCGCACAUAUCCCAGGCUGAGGGAGCUUGACGUAUCGUUCCAUACGGUCAUGGAUGAUUAUCUCGUGGGUCAGAUCUUUCAAAGCUGCCCAAACAUCCAAAAGUUGGUGGCUUUCGCCUGCUUCAACCUCCGCCAUAUCAAGAUACCUCCAGGUGUUGCGCUGAUAGGUGGCUUGAAGGCACAAGACUCCAUUGUAAUGGAGGGAACUUCUCAAUCACAAUCGAUGGUUUCCUAA